Dovyalis caffra is the source of this 831-nucleotide messenger RNA. The record is from the annotation of a GenBank genome assembly. NCBI's taxonomy places the organism in Eukaryota, Viridiplantae, Streptophyta, Magnoliopsida, Malpighiales, Salicaceae.
AUGGCAGCUGAUCCUAGCUAUUCACUAUGUCUACUAGGAGUAAUGGAUCGUCUUUGGUUUCACGACAUUAUUUUGUUCUCAGAACCCGCUAGUGCCCCUAAAACCCUUAAACAACCACAGCUCGUGAGAACAGAAUCACCUACUUGCCCAUCAUCAAGCACCACUCCUUCUGAUGAAGAAUUUUUAUCAUCUACUUCAGUACCUCUCUUAGAAGACGUGCAAAUAUCUCCUGCAGAAUCACCUACAACCACUUUGCUGGAUGACUACAGCAAUGAAGAAGAAGACGAGGAAGAUAAGGAUAUUAACAAGAAAGAAAGGCUAAGAAGAUUGAAUCUUACUACAAGCAGAGCUCAUUCACAUCCUUCGUUACCAUCAACUCAAAACCGUCCCAAAAUUUUUAGACGUUCAGGAUCAUUGACGAUCCUGCCCAAAUCCAUGAGCUGCAGGAGCUUGGGAGAGUUGGAACUUGAAGAAGUUAAAGGGUUCGUGGAUCUUGGUUUCAUAUUCAAAAAAGAAUACUUGAGUCCAAGAAUGAUGCGUGUAGUACCCGGCCUGCAAAGACUUGGACUGUUUUACAAACAUCAACAGAAUACAAAUCUCAGAGACAGUGAGGAAGUAGCUGAAGAUCAUGAUGGACUAAUUAGAGAAGCAGAGGAAGACAAAGAGAAUGGUAUUAUUAGACCAUAUUUAUCAGAAGCUUGGCUAAUAAAGAGACCGGAUUCGCCGUUAUUAAAUCUACGGGUGCCAAGAGUAUCUACAGCUGCUGACAUGAAAAAACACCUGAAGUUCUGGGCCAGAACCGUUGCAUCUGAAAUUCAGCAAGAAUCUUGA